Molecule: messenger RNA, 287 nt
Organism: Gryllus bimaculatus (two-spotted cricket)
Lineage: Eukaryota; Metazoa; Arthropoda; Insecta; Orthoptera; Gryllidae
Source: the annotation of a GenBank genome assembly
CCGCGGGGCCCCCGCGCCUACUCGUGCGCAAGAUGUUCACCAACAGCCGCGAGCGCUGGCGUCAGCAGAACGUGAGCGGGGCGUUCGCCGAGCUGCGCAAGCUCGUGCCCACGCACCCGCCGGACAAGAAGCUCAGCAAGAACGAGAUCCUGCGCAUGGCCAUCAGAUACAUCCGCCUGCUGAGCAACGUUCUGGAGUGGCAGAAGCAGCACGGCGCCGUCGCCCGCCACACGCUCGCGGCGGAGGACGGCGUGUCGACCACUGAUACUCAUCAAACACAAUCGUGA